Eruca vesicaria subsp. sativa (arugula) is the source of this 1745-nucleotide messenger RNA. NCBI's taxonomy places the organism in Eukaryota, Viridiplantae, Streptophyta, Magnoliopsida, Brassicales, Brassicaceae. The record is from the annotation of a GenBank genome assembly.
AUCGCCUCCAAGAAAAACCUCCCAAAUCUGAGAAAAAAUCAAAGAGCAGCGGAACUUUGAACCAAAAAAAAAAAAAAUCAAAGAGGAGCGGAACGAUGACACACACCGAAACCCUAAGUCUCCUCGACGAAAUCGAGUCUCUUAUCUCCGAUCAGCUUCAAGUGGUAUCUUACAAAUGGCUGAGUCGAAAUUUCUCCCUUUCAUCAAAAACGGCCAAGAGCUUGCUUAAGGAUUUCGUUGAGAAAAAUGGGAAAGGCUUGGAAGUUGUAUAUAUUGUGUCUGGGUGGCUAAAGAACACACCUUCCGAUCACCGCACAAGGCUCGUAUCUAGUGCCAAACUUGCAGAAGUGGAGAAAGAAUUCAAUGGAACUCAUUCAGUUUCUAUAUACAGUGUUCAAGCUAGUAUUCCAGAGGAGCCAGCAGCCAUAUGGAACAGUGAGUUUGUACAAGCAGAAGAACUCUUCAGGCAGCCUUUUGCCACCGAUAAUUGCUUGAGAGACAACAGGUUUUGUGGUAUCUCCAAUUCUUUUGUAAAACGUAAUAUAGAGGGAGACACUGCAAAUUUUACAGCCCCGCGAACUGAAAGUGUGAGAACUACAGCACAACCGAAAAGUGCUGUGCCUUCAAUCCCUAAGGUUGGCCAUCAGGCUAAAAAAGAAACUAUUACUGCUCCAGCUCAAAAUCAGUCUGUCAAAUCCUCCAAUGAUAAAGAAAAAUCCCUUCCUGUGCCUGCUACCAAAAAGAACGGACAGGCUGAAAAGAGCGUGACUGGAACUGGGGCUUCCUUGAAAAAUAUGUGGGGCCGUGUGCCUGUGAAAACAGAUGAUUCUGCAAAAAUAGAGGUCAAAGACAACGAUCACUCAGAAGCCCAGAUGCCUUCUCACAAUGUCAAGAACAAGGCAGGCAGCGGUGAUGAGUCCCCAGAUGUCAGUACCAGGAACAGAAAAAGGAAGGUGAUAUUUGAUUUUUCUGAUGAAGAGUGUGAAGAUGUUAUCAGCUUAGUCUCUCCUAGUAGUCCAAAGACUAACUCGGGUCCAGAUAGCGAAGAAACUAAAGAUUCAGGUACGGAGAAGCCUGAUGGACGUGUAUCUGCUCCAGAUGAACAAGAGGUCACCGAAGAAGAGUGUCAAAAAACUGCCUCUGCUGAUACUUGCGGUCUCAAAAAAGAGGAGAAGAUCGAGGGCAAUGGUUCUGAAGCUGGAGGUAAUCAUCACUCAAAGGGAAGAAUAAGUAAUGCUCCUAGUUCACCGAAAAGGAAAAAAGUGUUGAAGACGCGGAUAGAUGAGCGUGGGAGAGAAGUAACCGAGGUAGUGUGGGAGGAGUCAGAAACAAACGCAACGAAGAAAGAAGAGAGUGAUACAAGUAAGAAGUUAAAUGAUGGGAAAAGCGCAAACGCUGCUAGGGCAGUUGCACAGAAAAAGAGCUCGGCCAUGGGAGCUGCAAACGCAGGAGGAAAAACAGGAAGCAAGAAAGGAGGGAAAGUGAAAGAUCCAAAGCAAGGGAACAUAAUGUCUUUCUUCAAGAAAGCCUAAAAUUAAAAACUCUUUUUUUGUUUGUAUUUCUCAGAAACUUGGUGUCAUCUGUUUGUAUGCUUGAAUUCGUUUAUGUAUUGGAAAAGAACUCUUGAGCCGUUAAUGGUAUUCUUGUUAGCCAGAACGGAUCAUGAAACUUGUGUAUUUUUCUAGUUUAUCUGGUCGUCUUAUGUUCUUAUCAUUAGCCGUUAAUGAUGCAUUAUCUAUUUGGCA